AAGAUGGCGGCGCCCGUGGAGGUUGUAGUAACGGCUGAUUCUGCAGGGCAGCUGUGGAACUGCGCUGUUUUCGACCCUCAUACCGGAACAAAUCUUUUAUCUUACCGAGGGGGGAACUCAUCUGCCCGCUCUUUAACCAUCCUCAAUGGAGAAUACAUCCUCGGGGCUCAACUGGGCAAAAACUUCAUCAACGUGUGGGAGAUACAAAGAAAGGACCAACUGCAGCAGAAAAUUGUGUGUCCUGGGAUUGUAACCUGCCUAACAACCUCCCCUGAUGGCUUCUAUGUGCUGGCGGGCAUAGCCGAAGCGAUAUAUCUAUGGGAGGUUUCAACAGGAAACCUGCUGGUUAUUUUGAACCGCCACUACCAGGACUUGAGCUGCCUGCGUUUCACUGAUGACAGCAGCCAUUUUGUGUCAGGAGGAAAGGACAAUCUGGCACUCGUAUGGAACCUUGCCAGUGUCAUACAGUUGGACUCCUCUCGUACUCCAGAGCCUCGGCACGUGUUGUCCCGUCACUCUCUCCCCAUCACGGACGUCCACUGUGGGCUGAUGGGACCUCAGGCAAGAGUGGCUACUGCAUCUUUAGACCAGACUGUUAAACUGUGGGAAAUUUCCUCUGGAGAGAUGCUUUUGUCAGUUCUCUUUGACAUCAGCAUCAUGUCAGUGACCCUUGACCCCUGUGAGUACUUCCUGUUCUGUGGAGGAAGUGAUGGAAAUAUCUUUCAGGUGUCCCUCUGUAACACGGCUUUAAGUCGGGAUAAGACCUUCCAGUCGGAUGGUGACGGCAACCAGGUGUUCAAAGGUCACAGGAAUCUAGUGACGUGCCUGUCUGUCUCCAUGGAUGGUACGCUGCUGCUGUCAGGUUCACAUGACGAGACUGUCAGGAUGUGGGACGUUCAAAGCAAGCAGUGUAUCCGCUGCAUCAACCACAAAGGUCAGGUGACCAACGCUGCUAUUAUUCCAGCCCCCGGUAACAUGUUCCUGCCUGACAGUCGGCCUGGCAUCCCAUUACCUCGCUUCAGCCGCCAUCUGAACAAUUCUGAGCAAGCUGAGGGAGCUGGAACUGGAGGGACGUGUCUCAGGCUGGGCGCCAACUGCCAGGAGCCAGAGGAGACGUAUCUGGAGAAGGCAGACCACCUCCAUUCUCUUAUGUGCGCUGUUACAGACAAGAGUGUGUUUGGUGACGGAGAGAACACAAAGGUACGCGUUUCGGAAUUGGAAGAAGAGGUGAGGACCCUGAAGCAAAUCAACAAAGAGCUGUAUGAGUUUUCCACACAGCUCCUUACAAAGCCUAAUUAGAAAGUCCUUCGUGAAUUGACCUCACUGUGAGCAGAAAUGAGCUUGUUAAAGUAAAAGUGGCUGUAAUAUUGUGAAUAAAACUUCAGUCACAUAUUGUAUGUUGGACACACACAGUGAUGUGGUCUCUCUUCCUCUGAGGUAUUUGAAAUUCUCAUUGACUUUGUAUGAUAAACAUUUUUUUUAAAUAUUCA
Molecule: messenger RNA, 1490 nt
Organism: Neoarius graeffei (lesser salmon catfish)
Lineage: Eukaryota; Metazoa; Chordata; Actinopteri; Siluriformes; Ariidae
Gene: wdr18
Product: WD repeat domain 18
Exons: 10
Coding region: 4-1299 (431 amino acids)
Biological process (GO): DNA-templated DNA replication; rRNA processing
Cellular component (GO): nuclear pre-replicative complex
Molecular function (GO): protein binding
Source: RefSeq, a predicted model, not a curated record